AAAGAGCGAGUGGGCAUACUGGUUAUACUGUGCUGCAGUUGCGUGUGAGGUGUGUGGACGAGCGUUGUCAUGUUGCAAGACGGUAUAAAUUCUUCUCAAUACAUACAGACUCUAAAACACCUCCGACGUCAAGUUUGUCGUGUUAGAGGCAGCCUGGAGCCAAUGCAACUGCAGAGACUCUGCGAAACCUGUGAAAUUUAAACAGAUUCCACACCUUCCUUACUCCCCCGAUCUUGCGCCUUGUGACUUUUAUUUUUUCCUCUACUCAAGAGAGACCUCAAGGGUAAUCAUUACACUUGGGACGAUGAGAUGAAGACUGCAUGCCAUGCAGCUGUCAAGUCCUGGAUUCGAGAAAAGUCGGAAGAAUUUUUCAGUGACGGAAUGAAAAAACUUGUUACACGUUGGGAGAAAUGUGUUAACCUUAACGGUGACUAUGUUGAAAAAUAAAUACAUAUAUGAUUUUGAACUUUGACUAUAUGUAUAAUCAUGGACUGCUAGUUGUCGCUUCAGGCUGUAAUCAACAUCACGAGCGCCACCAUAGGAUAAGUGGCAGAAUCCCGGUACUUCAAUGACAUAUUUUGUUUGUAGCACAUCUAUAUUCAUCAACUUAGUGCCUUCGGUAUGGUAUUGUCGGUAUUGUCACAGUAUAUCCUGUGGUAUCAUAUACCGAACGUGCCUAAGAUUUCAACAGUUUGUGUAUAUAUGCUUUAUACAAAAUGUUAAUAUAUUGUCAUAUAGAAGGAUGCAAUUCCACAACAUAUAAGAAAGAAAAAAAUAAAAAUAAGUUCUAUUUUUUCGGAUUUCCAACAAACCUGAUUCUUAGAAAGAAGUGGAUAGAAGCACUUCUGGCUUCUGGUCAGAGUGUACAACGUGUGGGACAGAUAAAAAAGUAUAGUCGAAUAUGCAACUUGCAUUUUGCAACAGAUUGUAUUGAAAAAAAUGGCUUGUCAUAUGUUCGCUUGAAACCAAAUUCUGUACCAACAAUAUUUCCCAAUGCACCAACAGCAAGUGUGGCUGAUAUAAAAAACAUUGAACCGACACUAUCUCUUGAUACACCGGCAACAAGCGUGGCUGAUAUAAAAAAUAUUGACCCAAUGAUAUUUCCCGAUGCAUCGACAGCAAGCGUGGCUGAAAAUAUUGAGCCGACAAAUGCACCACUUUCAAACAUGGAAAUUGAUCAACAUGAAGAGACAAGUAACACUUUAUCAAAACGAAUGUGUUAUGCAGGUGACAUAAAAAUAGAAACAGUUGGAAGCAUGUCACCAAGAACAGUAAUGAAAUCCAUGACAAUAUUAAAGAAGACAUGCAAAGAGAAAAAUAAAAUAAUCAAACGUUUGAGAGUACAACUAUUUCGUCAAAGAAGGAAGAUUAAAAAUUUAGAGACUUUAUUGUGUGAAUUACGAACAAAAGGUCUUCUUUCUUCAACUUCAUCUGACGUUAUACAGAUAAUGAAUUACAAGAGCACGCGAUGAGCAUACAAGUUACAUAUGGAAGAUAAAAAUUUAAUACAUUAGUAAGUGACAUAAAUAUGUUCAUUGACAACUAUUAACCAUUACCUAAUAAUAAAUUCUAUUUUCUUUUUAAUUAUAAAUGUAUAAUUUUUGUUUUGAAGUUAUAGAAUUUAUUGUAUAACGUUAUUAUUUUCAAAGACAUAACUUCACUAAUAAGUUUUUGUUUUUCAAGACGUUGUGAAGUGUUUUGUUUCUUUUAGAAGAGAUUUAUAUGCAUAAAUGAUAACUAUAAACCUUUAUACUAAGCUUUUUUUUAAGAAUUAUAAAAUUAUUUAUAGCUCAGUUAUUUUUGAAAAGUUAUGAAAACUGUGAUAGAUAAAAGUAUUAUGAAGAAUAUGAUAUAAUAGAUGAAAAGUAUGUGAUAAGUAAAAAUAUUGUACAUGUAUACUAUACAUAUAAUAUAUGUGUAUAUUUGUGUUCUCUGCUAUAAUUAUAGUUUCCUAGCACAACGUUUAGUUCUUUGUACUUAUAGUGUAUACAUAUAUAUUAUAUAUUGAAAAACU
Vollenhovia emeryi is the source of this 2014-nucleotide messenger RNA. RefSeq lists its product as uncharacterized. Lineage: Eukaryota; Metazoa; Arthropoda; Insecta; Hymenoptera; Formicidae. The coding region runs from base 717 to 1472 and encodes 251 amino acids. The transcript is spliced from 6 exons. The record is from RefSeq and is a predicted model, not a curated record.